UGUCUGCUUGAUCGACAUAAACUGCAACAACGACUCUACGAGUAGAUCUUCUCCUGUUGCAGGUGGCUGUGAGUGUCAGAAAGAAAGUUUGUGUUCUUCCACUUCGUUUCUAUUUACCUCGGACAUCAUGGGUGUCGAUAUCGAAGUAGUGAAACCCGGCGAUGGCAAGACGUAUCCCAAGCCACACCAGACAGUUGUUGUCCACUACACAGGUACAUUGACCAACGGCAAAAAGUUUGAUUCCUCUCGCGAAAGGAAGCCACACGGUUUUUCGUUCACCAUUGGCGUCGGCCAGGUGAUCCGAGGAUGGGAUGAAGGAGUUAUGAAGAUGAGCGUUGGAGAGAGGUCCAAUCUGACAUGCUCUCCCGACUUCGCUUACGGUGAGCGAGGAGCUGGUGGCGUCAUCCCACCCAAUGCCACCCUCAUCUUCGAUGUCGAGCUCAUCCGAAUUGAGUAGGCCGAUCCAUACGCCACGGGCAUAUGACCGAUCAGCGCCGGCUCCAUGUUUUCUAGAUUUUCCCAUGCCUAUUCUUUUUGGUGUCAAAUUUCUGCAGUGUUAUUCAAGGUGCAUUCUGUUACUGGCAAUACACUCUGGAGUUAGAUUUCUUCAAAUUGAGGAAACCUUUUCUUUCUUGACUCUGCCUUUAGUUAUAGGUUCGUGUGUUUUUUUUGUUUUCCUCUUAUAUUGACCUUGAUUAUUUUAGACAUUAGGUUUUUCAGCCAUUGCAUUUCCCUAAUUUAUGACGGUGUGUAUGUGCGAGCAUUGGCACAGAUGUGCACACUAUAAUUGCGGACGACCUGUUUUGGUGCGAUGA
Messenger RNA from Sycon ciliatum, 815 nucleotides. RefSeq names its product peptidyl-prolyl cis-trans isomerase FKBP1A-like. The record is from RefSeq and is a predicted model, not a curated record. Gene Ontology annotation, biological process: protein peptidyl-prolyl isomerization. Gene Ontology annotation, cellular component: cytoplasm. Gene Ontology annotation, molecular function: peptidyl-prolyl cis-trans isomerase activity. NCBI's taxonomy places the organism in Eukaryota, Metazoa, Porifera, Calcarea, Leucosolenida, Sycettidae. The transcript has 5 exons. The coding region runs from base 128 to 457 and encodes 109 amino acids.